CCAGACGAAACAAAAGAUUAUUCUAGUCACUGUACACAUGCCAACAUCUCAGUUCGGAAAAUAGUACAAUAAAAAUGAGCUCUAGUAAGCCCUUCGAGCCCACGUUGAGCGAUGUCCUGGUCGUGCGCGCAAUGCUGGCCCGAACGGUGAUCCUCCCAGAGCUGGUGGGAACCAUCUUGGACUGCGCCGAAUACUGGGCGCGAUCAUCCACCAAAGCUCAGCUGAACCAAGUUAUUCCUGCGCGCUGUAUUGGGCCGGGAGAAUUCGAUUGGGAGGGAUUCCGAUUUCUGCUUCGAUCUUACCCUGUCGGCCUGACGGAGCGUGCUUAUGAAGGCGAAGACGAUAGCAGCUCUCGUGAUGAGGAGUUCUCAACUACAGUCCCCGACCCUCUGCCCGUCUUCAAAGAAUUUGAUCGGGACUUUUUCCAGCGAGCAAUAAAGAAUGCUUCUACUUUCAGCAAUCCGGCGCGGAAGAUUGUCUUUCGGAUCCGCAGCCACGACCAAGGCUGGACGACAGACGAGGUGCCAGGCAUGUUUAUCGCCGCCAAAACCUGGUUUGACGCCGGAAUCGAGAGGUUCGAUGCGAGCAAUUCCACAGAUGAAGCGGAUGGCAAUGCUAUGAGACGGUGGACUGCACGCAAAUUGGGAACGGUUGAGCCACAAGUCAAGGAGGCAGAAGAUAUGCACGAAGGCUGGGGUUAUCAAUUUCCCUACACGCCGUGGAAGGGCCCGCACGAAAUCCAGCGUAACAGGAUGGCAUCUUCGGAUUUUACAGACUACGAAGUUACUUGGACGUGCUGGGAUGUCGUCUCUCCAGAUUCUCCAGGGGCGCAAGAGUUAAUGGAGCAGGGAAAGGGGAGGAUGGCCGGCGAUGGUCAGUUUGUGAGGAAUCUCAAGCUGGGAGAUGUCGUUACCGUGUGGGGGAGAGCUAUGCAUCGCGGGUGGAUGAACACAGUUGAGUCUGUUGAGAUUGACAUCUAUUGGGCGCUUUAAAGGAAACUUGAGUUCAAAUAUAGAAGAGAAGAUACAUUGA
Molecule: messenger RNA, 1032 nt
Organism: Trichoderma asperellum CBS 433.97
Lineage: Eukaryota; Fungi; Ascomycota; Sordariomycetes; Hypocreales; Hypocreaceae
Source: RefSeq, a predicted model, not a curated record